Messenger RNA from Python bivittatus (Burmese python), 966 nucleotides. RefSeq names its product olfactory receptor 14A16-like. Gene Ontology annotation, molecular function: G protein-coupled receptor activity; olfactory receptor activity. NCBI's taxonomy places the organism in Eukaryota, Metazoa, Chordata, Lepidosauria, Squamata, Pythonidae. Gene Ontology annotation, cellular component: membrane. Gene Ontology annotation, biological process: G protein-coupled receptor signaling pathway. The record is from RefSeq and is a predicted model, not a curated record.
AUGUCCAACCAAUCUACUGGGAUAGAAUUCCUUCUGAUGGGAUUUUCUGAUGACCCUGACGCCCAACUUCUAUAUUUUGUCAUGUUUCUAUCCAUUUAUUUAAUAGGUUUAAUUGGGAAUUUACUCAUUGUGAUUGUUGUGAUCCUGAACCACCACCUUCACACCCCCAUGUAUUUCUUUUUGGUCAACCUGUCCCUGACUGAUGUUUGUUACAUCACAACCACUGUCCCCAAAUCAAUGGCAGUUUCAUUGACAGAUAACAAAGUAAUUCGUUUUUCCGGAUGUGUAGCUCAAGUUUUUUUAGUUAUGGUUUUUGCAGGUUCUGAAAUUGCCUUGCUUACCAUCAUGGCUUAUGAUCGUUAUGUUGCCAUCUGCCAUCCUCUGCAAUAUAACCUCAUCCUAAACUGGGAUACCUGCAACAAAAUGGCAGCUGCUUCCUGGAUCAGCUCCCUGGUACAUGCAUCUCUACAAACUGUCCUGACUUUCCAGUUAAACUUCUGUGGGCCAAACAUGAUUGAUCAGUUUUUCUGUGAUAUCCCUCAGUUAUUAAAGAUUUCUUGCACUGAUGCAAAGGUUAACCAAAUAUUGAUUUGGAUACUUGCAUGCAUUGUGGAUUCACUUAUUACUGGAUUUGUUUUUGCUUCUUAUGGGUAUAUUAUUUCUGCUGUGCUGAAAGUUCCAUCUGUUGAAGGCAGAUGUAAAGUCUUCUCAACUUGUAGUCCUCACUUGACAGUUUUUUCUGUAUUUAUCAUUACAGCUUUGUUUUCAUAUGUGAGGCCAAACUCUCUUUCCUCUCCCACUAUAGACUUACUUUCUGCUGUCCUGUAUACAGUUUUGCCUCCCACUCUGAAUCCCAUCAUUUAUAGCCUCCGGAACAGGGAGAUUCAAGCAGCUGUUAAAAGGAUUGUUUUAAUGCAUAAAUUCAAUUGGAGUCCCUAUAUAGGUGACAGCAUAAAGUAUAUUUGA